AUGAUACGUCAGUUCAAAUGCGAAAGAUUACACUAUAUUCUAAACACUAACUACAUUGUUACUAUCUAUAAAGAUAAACUGACAAUUGGUAACGAAGUAAAUUGUACAUUAUGAUAUAAAAUAGAGUCAUCCAAAAUAUGAGUAUAAAUUUAAACUUGAAAAUGUUCUACACUGGUAUGUAGAUAACCUAAAAUUAUAAGGUUUUGGGAUUGAAUAUAAGGGAAUUAUCAAAUUUUUUAAAGCAAAUUAUAAAGAUUUAGAACAAUUAAGAAGCUUUUGUAGGAAUCUCAUAUGUUUUGAUAACAUAGUUGAGUUAUACAAAUAAAUAGAUAUUAAUAAUCCAUCAAGGAUAUAAGACUAAAUAUCGUUAUAAUUAUGUGGAAUGAAGAUCGUAACUUAGUAGCAGUUAUUAACAUAAGUUCCACUUAUACGAUAAUUGAAUUAUAAUGGAAUAAUUUCAUACCGUGAAUGUUUUCAAUAUAAAAGCCAAUAUUAUAUUAUAACAGAAUUCGUUGGAGAAAUUACAUUGCGGAAAUUCAUAACUUAGAAUCCAAAAUUGAGUCAUUUACAAUGCAGAGCAAUAAUUCUUGUAAGUAUUCUUUUAUAUUGAAAGCAAUUGUUCAAGACUGUCUAAUAUUUACAUGAUAAUUACGUCAUUCAUGCAACAAUCGAUAUUAAUCACAUCAUUUAUAAAUCAGAUUUUAUCAAAAUAAUUGAUUUUUCUUAAGCCAAAUAUACUAAUAUCUUAGAUGAUUAUGAUAUUAAGAAUUGUAGUCGAAUUUUAUUUUAUAUGUAUUGAAUAUUUCAUAAUCAUAAUUAGGUACACUGGAAAAGAAUAUAAUGAUAUAGAUAAUGAAUAGAAUCUAUAAACUCUAUAAAAUACUUAGACACCAAAAUUAGCACAGGAACUAAUCUUAAGUAUUAUGACUGAUAAGAAUUUAACUGUGUCUUAAAUCUUAGAGCAUCCUUACUUCUCAUUUUCAUUAGAUCCUUAAGAAAGAAAGAAUAGAUUUUAGAAGUUUUAGCGAAUAUAAAGAUCAACAUCAGAAAUGGAUGAUAGUGAUGCUAUCUCUUAAAGUAUACCUGAAUUGUAAACAAAUAAGAGUAAAUCAUUAAGAUAAUUAAUGUGA
Messenger RNA from Paramecium pentaurelia, 1130 nucleotides. NCBI's taxonomy places the organism in Eukaryota, Ciliophora, Oligohymenophorea, Peniculida, Parameciidae. The record is from the annotation of a GenBank genome assembly.